Suillus discolor is the source of this 2067-nucleotide messenger RNA. RefSeq names its product pyridoxal phosphate-dependent transferase. Bases 400 to 1881 code for a protein of 493 amino acids. The transcript has 11 exons. The record is from RefSeq and is a predicted model, not a curated record. Lineage: Eukaryota; Fungi; Basidiomycota; Agaricomycetes; Boletales; Suillaceae. Gene Ontology annotation, biological process: amino acid metabolic process. Gene Ontology annotation, molecular function: carboxy-lyase activity; pyridoxal phosphate binding.
UGCGAGCAGGAGGUCUCUUUUAGAUGACUUGUGAAACGCGACGCCACUCCCCUAUUUUUCGCGUUCCAUUCGGCCUAGCGAUAACUGAGGACCCUUACUACUCUGCAGUAUAAGUAGCCCAUGUACAGUCCCUACUAGCAGGCAAUAAUACCUACUAGGCAUCGACGUCUCACUUUCGCAUUCGUCAUCCAGUAGCACUUUCAUUAUUUCAUCAAUCGUCUCGGAUUCAGCACGUUUCCAAUCAUAUUGCUCUCGUUCGCAAUCCUCUGACUCUACAGCGCAUAUAUAUCCCAGCAAGCGGUCUACACACCCCUUCGCACUCACAGUACUUCGCAGGUUCUUACAAUUACCUGUUCCACUUCAAGUCAACUCCUACCUAAGUAACAAUUUCUCGUCGUCAUGAAUGCUGAACAAUUCCGUAGAGCUGGUUAUCAAGCCAUCGAUAGGAUAUGUGACUACCAUGUCACCUUGAGGGAUAGACCUGUCUUAUCCCAAGUUGAGCCAGGGUACCUCAGAAAGGCGCUCCCGUCCUCUGCCCCCACUGAAGGCGAGGACUUCCAGCUCAUCGCUGACGACUAUCAAAAGUACAUCAUUCCUGGCCUGACACACUGGCAACACCCCUCAUUCUUUGCGUACUUCCCUACAUCAAGCACAUUCGAGGGUAUACUUGCUGAAUUAUACACGUCUAGCACGUCUAAUCCUGGAUUCAAUUGGUCUGUGAGUCCCGCAUGUACAGAGCUUGAGGCUGUAGUCAUGGACUGGAUCGCUCAAUUACUUGGGCUUGAUCAGUCAUUCUACAACAUUUCCGAGGUCGGCGGCGGCGUCAUUCAGCCGUCAGCAUCUGAAUCUGCGUUAGUCGCCACUGUCGCUGCACGUGCACGAUACAUUCAUGAGCACCCUCAGGUAGCGAUGGAGAAUCUCGUGCUCUACACCACUACCCAAACCCACUCGCUUGGGAAGAAAGCUGGGCUUAUCUUAGGUCUCAAAGUCCGCGCACUAGGAGUCACAGCUCAGGAUGACUUUGCAUUGCGUGGAGACACACUCAAGGUCGCAUUGGAGGAGGAUAUGAACGCUGGGUUCCACCCUUUCAUCUUGAUCGGUACUGUAGGGACGACAUCUUCCGGUGCUGUCGAUCGGCUCGACGAGAUUGCUGAUGUCGCAAAACAUUACCCCUUCCUUUGGCUGCAUGUCGAUGCCGCAUGGGCAGGCGUUGCAUUCGUGUGUCCCGAAUAUCGUGAGGCAUACCAACUUCCCGCCAUCAAUAGUUAUGUAGAUUCUUUCUGCACCAGUUUCUACAAGUGGGGUCUAAUCCAAUUCGAUGGCUCUUGUUUGUGGGUGCGGCACCGGAAACAUUUGACAGACGCACUAGACGUUACACCCGAAUUUUUGCGAACAAGGCACGGAAAUGCUGGCACCGCUAUCGAUUACCGCAACUGGCAGUUAGGCCUUGGCAAACGGUUCCGAUCGCUCAAAUUCUGGUUUGUUCUUCGUGCGCGGGGAGUGAAAGGUCUCCAAAAGUACAUCAGCGAUGGUAUCAAGUUGAACACCAAGUUCGCACAGAGCAUAUAUGAAUCCGAGUUAUUCUCCGUCGUCACCAAGCCUUCCCUUGCCAUGACAGUCUUCAGGCUUGCACCCAAGUCCUCAACUCAACUCAGCACUCCCGAGCUAAAUAUUUUGAACCGUGCUUUCUAUGCACGGCUUGCAGCACGGAAUGAUAUUGCGCUCACCCAGACAGACUUGAAUGGGGUGUUUUGUAUUAGGAUGGUGAUCGGGGCUGAACAGACUUUAGAAAGUGAUGUCGACCGCGCGUUAGCGUUGAUGAAGUCUGAGGCCGAUGGUGUUGUUAAUGAAAUGAGAGGGGAUUGGAGGUCGCAGAGGUAGGAAGACGAAUGUGGUUCCAGUUUAACUCCCAUUAUAGAUAUACUGUUGUACUUGUAUCGUAGCGGCGCUGGGAGGCGCCAGUCCCUGACUUCAACUUCGGAGUUCAAGAAAUAACGAUGGAUUGGUUGCCGGCCCGGCGCCGGUGCAGUGGUGAAGCUGCGCCGAGAAUACUUUGCUCUUGUUCCU